ACGGUGCCUUUAAGAGCGGGGAGCGGUGGCCGGGUGCCGCCUAAAAAUAGUGUGUUCCCCGCCCCGUCCCGGCUGUAUCCCGCGUCGCACGGGGUCCCUCCCCAGUGCCCGGGGCGCGGCCACUUCCCUGCCUGGCAGGCUGGCCGGAGAGCUGCAGAACGCAGGGACACCCUCUUCACGCUCCGCCAGCAAGGCCCUACGGCCAUCCCCAGCACCAUGGUGAGGAACGUGGAUGACUUUGACUUCUGCCUGCCUUCACAUGCCCAGGGCAUCCUGGAGGGGCUGCAGCGGCUACGUGCCAACCCUAAACUGGCGGAUGUGACACUGGUGGUGGGUGGGCGAGAGUUCCCCUGCCAUCGUGGCAUCCUGGCCCUCUGCAGCCACUACUUCCAUGCCAUGUUCUCUGGUGACUUUGCUGAGAGCAUUGCAGCGCGUGUGGAGCUGAAGGAGGUGGACCCCAGUGCACUGGAGAUGCUGCUUGACUUCACCUACACGGGGAAGGUCACCAUCAACCAGGGCAAUGUGGAGGGGCUGAUGCGGACCUCCAGCCAGCUCCACUUCCCCACUAUCCAGAAGGUCUGCAGCCGCUACCUCCGGCAGCAGAUGGAUGCCACCAACUGCCUAGGUAUCUGCGAGUUUGGUGAGAGCCACGGCUGCCCUGAGGUCUCCUCCAAGGCCUGGUCUUUCUUGCAGGAGAACUUUGAAGCCGUCUCUCUGCAGGAGGAGUUCCUCCAGCUCUCCAAGGAGAGAUUGGCCACGUAUCUCUCCAAUGACCAGCUGCAGGUGCAGGAGGAGCAGAGCUUGGCUGAAGCUGUGCUGCGCUGGGUACGCCAUGACCCAGGGCCCCGAGCCCAGUUUCUGCCUGAGCUGCUGGAGCUGGCCCACCUUGUCUCACUGCCCGACCAGUACCUGCAGAACCUGCUUGCCACUGAGCCCCUCAUCCGUGACUCAGAUGCCAGCAAGGCCCUCGUUGCCCAAUCCCGCACCACAGGGCAGAGUGAUGCCAGUGCCCAAAAGAACCCUCCAACUCCACCGCAGAAGCUGGAGGAGGUGUUGGUGGUGGUCGGCGGCCGUGUGCUGGAGGAGGGUGGGGAUGAGGACAGGGGGCUGGAGGUGUCGGCUGCCCCCAGGAACUUUGCCUUCUACAACCCCAAAAGCAGGCAAUGGAUGGUUCUGCCUGACUUCCCUGAUUACAACAAAUGGGGCUUUUCCCUGGUGGCUCUGAACAAUGAUGUAUACGUCACAGGUGGCUCCCGAGGGUCCCAGAAUGACACAUGGUCAACAACUCAGGCCUGGUGCUUCUGCCGGAUGGAUGGUGCCUGGAAGCCCAUCGCUUCCAUGCUGAAAGCCCGGACAAACCACACCAGUGCAGUCCUCAAUGGUGAGAUCUACGUCAUUGGGGGGACGACAGUGGAUGUGGUGGAGGUGGAGCGCUAUGACCCCUACAACAAGAGCUGGUGUGCCAUCAGCCCAGCCCUGAAGUAUGUGAGCAAUUUUGCAGCUGCCAGCUGCUUGGGCAAGCUCUACCUGGUGGGCUCCUGUGCCAUCAAGUACAACGCGCUCACCCUGCAGUGCUACAACCCUGUCCAAGAUUUGUGGAGUGUUAUCACAUCCCCCUUCAUCCCCAAGUACCUCUCAGCCCCACGCUGUGCCACGCUGCGCGGGCUCAUCUACCUCAUUGGGGACAACACCAAGAAGGUCUACAUGUACAACCCAGAGGCCAACAUCUGGCAGAAGGUAGUGGGCUGUGGGGGCAGGGUGCAAUUGCCCUCCCAGGGAGGUAGGGCAGCUCUUCCUUCCCCACCAGCACCCCACAAACAUACCCUCCACACCUCUUAUCCCAGGUGCCAGCACCCCUUGUCCCUUCUGCCUGCUCAGCCCUUGGCUCUAUUAACCCCUGCAGAGCUCAAGAUGCCCCAGUCCUUCCUUCCCUCCUGCCCUGUCACACCCACACUAGGAGCACAGCCUUUGCACCAAGUUGCUGAUUUUAAAAAGUGUUCACGCUGCAGAAGCCCACAGGACCCCCUUUUCCUAGCAUCACCCUCCUACAUGGUGUGCAGGGCUCCUGUCUGUGCAGUUCAGCAGAAUCCUACCUGUCCCUUCUGCUCUUGAGACCCUCUGCUCCCUGCAGCAUCCCCAACCUUUCUCCCAUACAAGCACAACAUGUGGAUGCUGCUAAAAGCAAGAUGUGUCUGCAGGGGCCCUCAGACCUUGCAGAGAGGAUGGGGCAAGGGGACACACUCAGUGGCUUGAUGUCCUCCACAGUGGGAGCAGGGGGUCCCCACACAUCCCACCCUGCCCCUUGUGCAGGUGCAGCUCCUGCACACACUCCAUGAGAACGGCGGGAUGGUGCCACUGGGCGACCGGCUUUUUGUCACCGGUGGCCACUGGAAAGGCAUGGACGGGGACUACCGGGUGGAGAUGGAGGUGUAUGACUGCACCAAGGACCUCUG
Falco peregrinus (peregrine falcon) is the source of this 2453-nucleotide messenger RNA. It is a transcript of the gene KLHL30, whose product is annotated as kelch like family member 30. Gene Ontology annotation, molecular function: protein binding. The transcript has 7 exons. Lineage: Eukaryota; Metazoa; Chordata; Aves; Falconiformes; Falconidae. The record is from RefSeq and is a predicted model, not a curated record. The coding region runs from base 217 to 2112 and encodes 631 amino acids.